Pedinophyceae sp. YPF-701 is the source of this 1413-nucleotide messenger RNA. The record is from the annotation of a GenBank genome assembly. Lineage: Eukaryota; Viridiplantae; Chlorophyta; Pedinophyceae.
AUGGUUGUCCGGGCAGCGCUGGCGGCGGGGAUUCUCGCUGCCCUGGCGGGUCCGGCGCUUGCGCAGGCCGGAUCCGGCCAAUGCGAUGCGCUGCGGCUGUCUGAGCUGAGGUUGCAAGGCGCACACAACGCCUACCACAUCGGGCUGGGCCUGGAGGAGCUGCGCGGCAUGGCCGGCGUCUCGAACAUCGGGUUCGGGUCGCGCGUGCGGGACGAGCGCGAGGGGAACGAGGCCACCGCGCCGCUGCUGCAGGUGCUUGGGUACACGCACCCUCCGCUGCAGUCGCAGCUGACCUCCGGCGUCAGGGCGCUGGAACUGGACGUGUACAAGGACACGAGCGGGGGCCGGUACGCACGGCGGGCGCUGGCCAAGGCGGUGUUCGCGACGAGCGCGUCGGGCGUGCAGGCGCUCGACAGCCCCGGGUUCAAGGUCAUGCACACGCCAGACAUCGACUACAACACCCACUGCCACACCUUCGUCGAGUGCCUCACCCAGGUCGCCGACUGGAGCUCCAGCAACCCGUCGCACCUUCCCAUCUUCAUCUACGUCGAAUACAAGACCGGCGCGGCCGGCGAUCGGCUGGGCGAGGUCCUUGGCGACGACCCGGACGAGCUCGAGCGCUUCCUGGAGGAGUAUUUGCAAAAGAUCCCCGGGGAGCCCAACGGCCUGCAGACCGCGGAGACCGCCGUCGCCGCGGACUGGGACGCCAUCGAGGCCGAGAUCCUCGCGGCCGUCCCGCGCUCGCAGAUCCUCUCGCCCAGCGACGCCCGGGACUUCCACGUCGCGAGCUGCGGCGGCACCGUCGCCGCGGACGGCUCCUCGGGGCCCUGCGCGCGCUCGUUCCAGCUCCCGACCGUCGCGGACGCGCGCGGCAAGAUCGUCUUCGUCCGCGCGAACGGCGGCGGGUUCCGCUUCACGGGCCGCGGGCCGUCGGAGCCCGACGCGGCGUACAGCAACAGCGUGAUGUUUGCGGAGCUGUCCGGGGGCGACCCGGCCGCGCAGUCCGGCGCCGUUGCGAACAACCAGUUCGGGCCGGACGCGAUCUUCAUCAACGCCGGCGGGCGCCAGCUCGACGACACCGGCCCGGACGCGUUCGUGGAGCUGAACGCGCUGCUCGCCGAGGGGCGGUUCCUCCGCGGGAACCUGGGGACGAUCCCCACGCCCACGACCAAGCCGUACCGCGGACAGAACGAGGUCCAGGCGGAGUGGACGGCGUUCAACGGGCGGAUCCAGGUGUCGGCGUCGGACGUGUUGUACGACCAGACGCUGGGGACGGUGGAGCGGUGGACGACGCUGCGGCUCAACGCUCAGACGGACAGCGCGAUCGUGUGCGGCGACGCGUCGAGCGCCGCGCGUGCCGCGCUGUCGGGCGUGGUCGCGGCGGCCGUGAUGCUGGUGGUGCUGCUGGCGUGA